Molecule: messenger RNA, 977 nt
Organism: Nymphaea colorata (pocket water lily)
Lineage: Eukaryota; Viridiplantae; Streptophyta; Magnoliopsida; Nymphaeales; Nymphaeaceae
Product: protein DMP4-like
Exons: 1
Coding region: 72-743 (223 amino acids)
Biological process (GO): endomembrane system organization
Source: RefSeq, a predicted model, not a curated record
UUAGUCUUUUCUGUCGCUCCCCACAUCUUCGUGUACACGAUUUUGUUGGGCCAGCAGAGAGAUUAAGCUUUAUGAAAAUGGCAGGAGGAGGAGGAGAGAUACUGGGCAGGACCGAGGACGAAGAGUCGCAGCAGACGCGUCCGCUGCUGAGCAAUGACGGCGACGACGACCAACAACAGCAGCAGCAGCGUGAAGACCGGGAGAGUUUGAUACAGAAGGCGAUGAGCCAGACGUUCAGGAGCACGGCCCAUUUGGCCAACCUGCUGCCGACGGGGACGGUGCUGGCGUUCCAGCUGCUGUCGCCCAUCUUCACCAACCAAGGCAGCUGCGACGACGCCGGCCGCGUCAUGACCGCCGGUCUCGUCGCCCUCUGCGCCCUCUCCUGCUUCGUCUCGUGCUUCACCGACAGCUUCAAGACCGCGAACGGGAGCGUCCUCCACGGCGUGGCGACGAGGAGGGGGCUGUGGGUGAUCGACGGCAACGGCGGCGAGCUCGACCCGUGCAAGGCCGCCGAGUACAGCCUCAAGUUCAUCGACUUCGUGCAUGGCUUCGCGUCCGUGAUGGUCUUCUACGCGGUGGCGCUGCUCGACCAGAACGUCGUCCACUGCUUCUACCCGGCGCCUUCGGAGCAGGGGCUGGAGGUGCUCUCCUCGCUGCCCAUCGGCAUCGGGGUCUUCUGCAGCAUGAUCUUCGUCUUGUUCCCCACCACGCGCCACGGCCUCGGCUUCUCUGUAACGUCAUAGACUAUGAGAGACUCCCCAUGACGAUCUUCGGCCUGUUCUUCUGAAGAAUAACGUCGAUGGGAUUGAUGUGUUCCCCAUGAAUUCCGAACCUGAUCUGAGAUAGUCAUUGAACAGAGAAACAGCCAGAAGAAUCGUCAUUACAUCCUGUCUUUUUCUGAUGAGAAUUUGAGCACCUUUAAAAACGAAACUGGUUACAUGCACACCCUUGUAAUCAUCAGUUUAUAUUAAAUUAAA